Messenger RNA from Varroa destructor (honeybee mite), 6357 nucleotides. RefSeq lists its product as uncharacterized. The record is from RefSeq and is a predicted model, not a curated record. NCBI's taxonomy places the organism in Eukaryota, Metazoa, Arthropoda, Arachnida, Mesostigmata, Varroidae. Gene Ontology annotation, molecular function: glycosyltransferase activity. Gene Ontology annotation, cellular component: cytoplasm.
GAGAUGGUACAAUUAUGCAUAAACAUGCAGACGAAUGCUGGAUGCCUCCAAAUCGAAGCAGCCUACCCACCGUGUAUCGUCGUUGUACUGCUCUAACAUUCAAUGUUGGCGUUUUAUUAAAGAUUAUCUUGACAACUAUAUAAAUGUAACCAGUCUCCUGUUUGGCAAGCUAACUAUCAAAACGGAAAGCAUAUCAGACCGCGGGAGUGAGCGAGGUCUAAAGUGGUUUCCGAAAUAACGUGGCCGAUCUCCUCGUAGCAAUUGUUCUAGAAGUUCGAAUUUCGUUAAAUGUCGGUUGUAAGGUCACAUCGACGAAAAUUGAGCGGACGGGCUUUUGAUGUCGUUACUUUGAUAUGUGUUUUAUAAGCUGUGGUCGUUUUUUUAACCUAUUUCAAGUUUCAAAUAUAACCAUACGAAGGCUGAUUGGAGCGUAUGCUUGUGAGCAGUCAUUGUUUUCUGGCACUCGCUGUUCUUUGCAUCGCAGCUUUGACCAUAAAUCAUUGCAUUUCUAAAAAUAAAAUAUUUUCGUCGAGUCACCGAAUCUACCUUAGGAUGUCAAAGGCGAGCAGUACAUACACGCUCAAAGAGAACCAUCAACCACCAUUCAUAACGGUAUUUAAUUCGUAAAGUUAAUGAUAAACACACCUUUAUAUACUAUAUUGCCUCAAUCUCUAAUGCUGGUAACGUAUGAUCUACAUACAUUAAAGUCCCUAGAUCAUUUGGUUAGUAUUUCGUGGCGCAGUCAGUCUUUGCUUGCUACUCAAAGCCCCGGAGCCUGCAAACAGAGAUUAUACUACAUCUACUACAAAUAUCAAUAUUUUGUAAAGCAUCAUGCACUUUCGCCAGCGUCCAAUAAAAGAUUUUUCAUUACAUUUGAACAUUGCCGCGCUUUCGCUUUUUACUAGUGGGGUGCGCGAGCGCGGCUGACCGACGGACUUCUUUUUAAGGCUACACAAUCCUGGGAGCCCACUGUGGUAAGAGAAGCUAUGUGGCAUUCAUGCUUUACCCAUAGCCGUCUUGUCUUCCCCCUGAGAUCAGCAGGGCAGGCUGAAAAGGUUAGGGCGAAGCAGGGGUAGUCCCUUUCCCUUUACGGUCCUUUCCCUACGGCUGACUGGAUCAAACAAACAUGGCUGCGUCCAUAGAACCCCCGCAGUGCUUUUAGGUGUUCCGGCCACGCAUACCACUGGCAGAGAGACAAACCACCAUAGCUGCCUGCAGGGCCCGUUUCUACAGGGGUGACGGUUGUUGUUAGCACGCGGUCGCGUGUGGGCCGCGCCCGGGUUGUCGGGCAGUCUCUUUUUAAGCUGUUUUUUUUCCGGUUUUUUUUAUCUUUCGGAGCGCGUACACAUAAAUCAUAGUAUUACGCUUAUUUGUCGAAAUCGUUGUUGCCCGAAAUACAGCCAACAAGAGUAGAGCGGGUGCGCGGUUUUACCUUACGCGCGACCAUGGUUCGUGUCUUCUCAGAAAGCGUCGCAAUAUAAGAAUCUGCAUGGUGAUGUGGGUUCCAGCGUGAGUGUAGUUCUACCAGUUGAUAAGGUCAACGAAGUGUUGUUAUUGUUAUGCAUCUGUCUGACCGUCUGACUAUUGAUUUUGUUGACAUUGCACUGUUCGAUUUCUUGUGUACAUACGUGGCUCAUCAAUUUGGUCAGUGGUUAGUGCUCUUUUCCAACUGUGGCGCUCUUUAUUUUUGGCAUUAGCCAGCAGACAUUUCUUGCGGUCUACAGCAGCAGCAGCAGCAUAUAUCAUAAGAGUCAAAUGAAAGCGGUCCGUGCGUAGACAGCGUUAAGUAAUUCGUAUGUAUCUGCACCUUGUGUUAGAUCAAUAUCUUCGAUAAUGUUAAGUGAUCGUCUAUGUAUCGUACUUGUGAUGAUGAGCCAAACAGAAGCUGUAGUGGCGGCGACGGCCUCGUGAGAUACGCCGAAGAAGUUAGUCAAAGGGUGCAGCUUAAUUCGAGCCCAAAAUUGCCCGGCACGCUAGCACUCGCAAACAGCAUGCUGCUGUCAGGCAGAAGUGGGCGCCUGAUGCGGCGUCAGGUACGUCAGGCCAUGCAUCGGGCGCGCCAGACCUCGGAACGAAACUCACGCUCCGUCUACUUCCUUGGCGUGUUUUUCGUCCUGGUCGUCUUCAUGCUACUGGCCGAAGUUGUUUACGUGGAUCCCUAUUCGACCGUGACCACGUACGGAAGCACACAGCCGAAGGACUCGUCCUGGCUCUACAACAUUGUUCCUAGUUUAGGCAACAACUUCGAGCGAGUUGAGGAGGUCCAUCUUGAGAUGGGCGAAAUCAACACGCACAAGCUCGACAAGCUUUAUAGUGAGGCACGGACUGACCACUGGCAGCCAAUUGGAAACGUCGGCGACAAGUUCUUUGUGUUUAGCGCAUUCAUGGACCGUCGCCGAAACGUCAUCAAAUACGUCCGUGUCAUCGCCGUCGCACGAACGCGAUUUACCGAUCGCGUCAAGUGCGUAUUUUGGUCAGCAAAUCGCACAUCGGUUGUCGCCACCGUUCUCGCAUCGAACAGACUCAUCCGCGAAAACUGGAACCUCAGAUAUUCGGCGUUUUUCUUAUUGUGUCCAAUACCUCUUAACUCAGGCCUUCCUAGGGAUUACGUGCCCCAUGCUAUAUCACUGCAAAGGGUGCGCGAGCCGGUUAGUUUGUUCCCGUCCAAUAUCAUCCUCGUGCAUGACAACGAACAUGAUCCAAACCAAGUUCCCGCUCAGGCAGGACAAACUAAGGCAUCCGGAGGAGAGCCAGAGGCAGUUGGAUCUUUGUCAAAUAGCGCCACUGCUCGGGGUUCAUCGCGUAUACAAUGGGCUGCUUCUAGCAAAGGACGCAUGGCCGUUUGUGUCAAACCUAUUCACUAUGACUAUGAUCAGUUAUCGCGGUUCGCCGAAUUCGUUGAGAUGCAUCGGCUCCUAGGUUAUCAGCACUUCUUUUUUUAUAACCACACCAUCGGCCCGCACGUCGGUGCUCUCGUUAAUAACUACGUACAACGAGGCAUCGCAACAGUACUUCCAUGGCAGCUGGACCUCGUCUCCCAGCGGGAAAUUAGAACUGAAGGCCUUUUCGCCGCCCUCAAUGAUUGCUUGUACAGGUCCAUGUAUAGAUUUCAAUACACCGCUAUGGUGGACUUCGACGAAGUCAUUGUGCCUAAGCUUAAAGCAAAUUCUACAGUUCUCGAACUUUUGACAGUGCUGCGUAGGGCAAAUCCGAUGCGGCAUGGGGCGUUUUCAUUUCAAAAUGCCUUCUUUUAUCUCCAAUACCCUGAUGAGGAGGUGCCUUUUCCUGAUCCGGCCAAGGAGCUAUUGUAUCUGCGAAAGACUAGACGGAAAGGCAAGUUGCACAACCAUCGUUUACGUUCGAAGUAUAUCGUCGUGCCAGAACGAGUGCAAGAAGUCGGCAAUCAUUUCGUUUGGGAAUUUAUGCCAAACUUCCACAUGUUCAACGUGAAUCCCAACGCCGGCUUUCUUCACCAUUAUCGAAUCUGCGAGUUCGGCGGGGACAGCUGCACGAUCAACUCGUCAUCGGUGGUCGACAAAACGCUGCAUGCGUACGCGGACCGGUUAGUCGACGCUUACGCUCGCGCCAUGUCUGUUGUGCACCCGGCUAACUACAGUCGGUACUACAUCGAUGCGUAGAAAAACUGGUGGCAGGAGUGAAGCAAGUUGGCGAGCGGGAAGCCCCACAUAUGUUUUCAUCUGAAUACGACGGAUACGAGGGAAAAUGAAAGACGGACACCGAGGGUAGGCAAAGUAUAAAACGACCACAAUGAAGACAAGUACAGAGAUGAAACGGAAGACCGUGUAAACGCUUGGUGAAGUGAUGUUGGAGAGAACUAGCAGUGGUUGGUUAGCCGAUCACGAGGAAAGGAAAAAACCACGACGGAUCACAAAUAACCACUACAUGCUAUGGCUGAGCUGGAAAGAAGAAAAAGAAUCUACCAUUACUAUAAUAAAGGUUUAGCGAAAGAUUCGGCGACAGCACAAACGAGGCACUUGGUAAUGGGUCGAAUUAUCACGGAACGGAUACAAAGGCAGUGCGUAUCGCCUAAAACAGGUGGUAGGCAGUGGAAGUACUAGCGUACGUGUCUCACAUUCUAGGCGUGCCUAAGAAUACGACCACACCCAAAACACAGGCGAAAUAGGCGGGGGGUAGAACAUUCGUUUCACGUACGCUCGUCGCAGGAUGUGAUACCGUCGUGGCGACGGAUACGGCGGCAGCAAAUAUCGUACCAUUUCACUGAGUUUGUGCUAAAAUCGAUAUAGAUCGAAUAGGAAUGGAUCGGUAGGAGAAGUAUUACUUGUUCUGGCUGACACUGUUUGAUUUAAGGGUAGAUCAUGACUCAAGAAGUUGUACUUAUUGCUCACAAGUUCCCUGGCCCACGCUGUUUGUUGUUUACAUAGGUCACGGCUUGCUAUUAGCAUUUUAUGGCUUCAACAGCGCUUUUAGCAGCCAAAAUAGGUUUUUACCGAGGUAGCUUUUCGUUAAUAAAUUACAUGAAUAUGUUUGGUUCAUUUAAAUGUUUUGUUUACUGGCAAGAGUUCUUUCUGAUGUAAGCUAACUCGAUAAGUCAUCGUUGAUACAGGUAAUGUGUCAAAGCUCUCCUCAGCCUGUAGAAUAACCUUCCUAUAGACAUUUAUGUGAUCGUCAGGCUUGCAGCUGCCUUUACAGCUGCUUAACAAAGCAGACAUCUUGAACAAUCUAUGUACGACUAGCAGGAGAAAUUUUGCACAUAUUUGUAUUAAGUGAAAUGGCUAUCUACGAUUACAAACGGAACGAAGCGGGAAUAAUGUGCUCUCUGUCGGCUCAAGACGAUGAAAAGGACUGUUCACGACUUAACUAAGACAAAACUUAAGCGAACUGAUAAAAACGUAUAUGGUGCACUCUACAGAUAUCAUGAGCUGGCAAAAGCAAGUCUUGAGGACGGCAUCCUCAUGUUCAGGAAGCCUCCGCGGUCCUAGUUGCUUGUUUUUCUGUUUGAAGUGUUGAGAUUAAGUCAUUAUCUCCGCAGCCUUGAAUCCUGUAACUUGAUUGCAGCAGUAAUCAAGUAGCUGAAGGUCUGCUUGCUCGAUAGUUUUCCAUGAACUUUAACAGUACUUCCAAAAAACAAUAAUCUAUUCACGAGGCGUUAAUCUUAAGCGCUAAAUAAUAGCUCUACGCAUAAGCUCGUUGUUCUCUGAUGAUCCCCCAAUCCACCUAAACUGAUAGGUAGCCAAACACUUCGUGUAAAUAUAAAAUUCUGUCUGCUAGUAGUACAUCAUUCGCUGAAAGUAUAAGGUAUGCGUAUAUUCGGUGUACGUUACUGUAUACUAAUACGCUAAUCUGUGGUCCAUUCAUAUAUGCUUUACACGUCUAUGACGUUCCUCUAACCUUUUUAUAGUUUUAAGCGUCCUCUCUAACUUUUCUUCGGCAUCUGUGAGCACCUAUCCCAUUGGCGUUCUAUUGAAUAAAUAACUCAUAGGAGGAAAACUUCCUUUCCUAGGAGGAAAAGAUAAAAACUGCAACAUUCACCCCGCUUUUAUUAACAGUAGCAUAUUGAAUACCGAACCUACAAGUGCAACACCGCAUCAGCUUGUAUAUGCCUUACAGGAUUUGAAUUGAUCAAAUCACGAUUCCAAGUCGCCGGCGUUGUUGCUAUAGUUACGUUUGUCUGGUUACGUAUGUCGCGCCUUGAAAACCUCCAACGUUUAUAUUAGUAAUAACCAAAACAAAGGGUAUGUUUGAUCACUUUAUGCUAAAUAACAAUGUCGUUGUGUAUUCAGUACAUUGGUGCCUGGUUACAUCAGGGUACAUAGGGUAGAAAUGUAACGUAAAACAUAUAUACGAGUGAAAGAGGAAGAGAGUAAGAAUGAGAACGGUGCUCAUUGGUGAUACACGCACUGAUGGUGAAUUUGUUGUGCAAAACAAAGAAAUGCCAGAUCGUUCCUUCUGUAAAUCGAUGUGAGAAGGACAUGGAUAAAAUUAUUUGUUUUCUGGCUGGAUUACCGAUGUCAAUUGAUGGGCUGGGUUUACGAAACUAACGGAUUAGAAAAUAUAGUUGUCAUAUUUUGUCCCAGACGUCGCCAACAUGGCGGUGUGAUGAAACCCCAGCAAAUGAUGAAACAUGAAUUAAAUAUUAUGCGGAUGGAUAAUGAACGUUCCGCUUCACGAGGAUUUUUGUAAAUAACGUCCGCGUACUUUUUACUAAUUAAUUAGCCGCUUAUUCAAACGAUUCAGUUUAGCAAAUAUCAUCGUAUUUUCCAGAAUAAAAAAAAUUUGAUUUUUAAUAACGAAUUUUAACACUUCACAAUUAUAGGUACAAUUUAAUACGUAAGAAAUUACUUAUCGUUAAUGGGCCGCAAAAAAAAUUUCAUUUAA